AUGUCUGUUAAUCCGUACGACAUUCUACGACCACCGGAUGACUUUGAAAUGGACGAAAUGGAUGAUAUUACCAGUUCGCCAACAGAGGCCAGAAAAGCUCGACUUCCAAAACGAAACUCACCGCCUCAUCCGUCAUUACGACCGCAAAUUAAUAACGAUAGUCAUCGAAGAACACAAUCAACGCGCAAUAUUGAAAAACAAUCAAAUGGAAAUAAUACUAGGCAAGUACAAAAAAUUAAUAGUAAAUAUAAGCAUGUCAUCCUUUCUUCUUCUAUGGCUGCUCGAGUAAAAGCCUCUCAAUUAGCUAAUCCUUAUUUUACCGUAAAAAUUAAAUCAAAUUCCGGUUUUCAAACUACCGACUAUAUUGAGCAGAUUUCUUCCGGCCAUCUUGAUUACAUACUUAACGACCGUACAAGCCUUACGUUUGUGCUAGGUACUAACGACAUCGCCUGGACCGAUGCCGAUCACGUCAUCAAACGAAUCGAAAAACUGAUUGAAGUAACAAAACAGUCGUAA
Didymodactylos carnosus is the source of this 516-nucleotide messenger RNA. Lineage: Eukaryota; Metazoa; Rotifera; Eurotatoria; Philodinida; Philodinidae. The record is from the annotation of a GenBank genome assembly.